Molecule: messenger RNA, 1680 nt
Organism: Caenorhabditis bovis
Lineage: Eukaryota; Metazoa; Nematoda; Chromadorea; Rhabditida; Rhabditidae
Source: the annotation of a GenBank genome assembly
AUGAGCGGCAAAGACACCGUCUAUGACGCGGUGCUGAAAGCACUGGUCAGCGAUGCGCCGAAGGACGAUGAGUUCUAUUGGCGGCUCGGCAAGACAGUGGCGGACUUGGUGAAGGAAGAGCGCCGAGAAGCGCCUGCCGAAUGCGAUCAUCGCCUGUCGACGGCGAUGAUAGAACGAGUCGAGUGGGCCGUCGCGAAGGAUGAAGACCAGGCGGUGGCCAACAAGGACAGAAGGGAGAGGACAUGCACCUUCUGUCAUUCGAGGACACACGGCACAUGGCGAUGCAAUGUGGUGGUGUUCCAGUGCCAGCGUCAGAAGGCGGCGGAUCGGAUAGGCGUAUGCUUACGCUGCGGAAGAUAUCACCACACGGUGACGGAAUGCGGUUCAGGUGCAAUGACUCCGAAGAGCAAACGAGGCUCGAAGAGAGCGUCGAAGAAUGGCGAUGAGACUGAGCCGAUCGACGACCUUCCCACUGAAGGCGAUCAGUCAGCGAUAGCUGGAAGGGUCGAGGACUCGACGGCGGCACCGGACGAGUGUGGCCCGGUUUCGGCCGACGUAGCUACCCAAGCGGACUUGGGAAGCCCUCCGGCGAAGAAGACGCGGUUCGGAGUCGAUCGGGGGCUCACGCGAGAGGAGCUCGAGCACAUGAUCGCGGAGAUCGAGAGUAGAUCGGACAAGAAGUGGCACCAGAGGACGAUGAGAGCCCUUGAAGCGACGGUUCAAGGCGAGUCGGCCAUGCAGGCCACGAUCGCGUCGUGGAGCAAGACGCUCCAGAACGACGUCGGACGGGUGGCGACGGACACCAGCCACAUUCGGACCAAAACGGUGGAGCUGGCAAUGGAGGUGGCGGAGAUGCGGCGCGCCUUGGGAAGGGAGAAGCAGGCUCAUCAGGACGUGCUGUUGAUGCUUCAACAGCUACGCGAAGAGCAUGUUACUCUUAACAAGCAACUGGCGGCAGUACUCGCGAGCGCGACUUCGGAACCGAAGGUGACGAUCGGCGGCGCCGGAAAGCCGGAGAAGGUUAUCACCUGCACGCUGUGCGCCGAGGACCACAAGGAGGAGCUUUGCCAGAAAUUCCCGACGGCGACGGACCGGCUGCUCAAGGCCAUCGAGGCGGAGCUGUGUCUGAAGUGUGCCAGGCACUCAGCUCGAGUUAAGUGCCGCCACCAGCGGUUGAAGUGCCCGAGGUGUGGCUCGGAAGCCCACUUGCAGACGAGUCUCGGCGGCGGUAAAGCGGCUGGGACGGCGGCUGCUCACCUGGACAACCUCGAAGGAAACGUUCCCUCGUUGGAAGAACUCCGAACGGCUAGGCCGAUUUGGACUACGCUCAAGAAGGCCUUGGAGGACUUGGUCCGACUGGCCGAGCUGGAAACGGCGGCCAUUGGCGAGUUAACCGAGGCGAAAGUGCCAGAGAAGGCUCUUCUUGAUGGGCUCCGAGCGGUGGAGGAGCAUAAACGGCACCGCGGAGUGCGACGAGUCUGGUUAGAGACUGUCAGGUGCUCGAAAAGGUUCGAGGCGACGGGAGCACACUAUGGCAGCGGUUCGAGAGCGAUUCUGGAUCACGGGUCUACGACGACUGGUAGUUCAAACGCUACGAUCGUGCGUAGUUUGUCAAAAGAUGAACGGACGACCGUUCCGAUACCCGGAGUUGCCAGCGCUUCCGAAAUGCCGAGUGACUAG